Messenger RNA from Chionomys nivalis (European snow vole), 4356 nucleotides. RefSeq names its product zinc finger protein 271-like. Lineage: Eukaryota; Metazoa; Chordata; Mammalia; Rodentia; Cricetidae. Bases 628 to 2193 code for a protein of 521 amino acids. The transcript is spliced from 3 exons. The record is from RefSeq and is a predicted model, not a curated record. Gene Ontology annotation, biological process: regulation of transcription by RNA polymerase II. Gene Ontology annotation, molecular function: RNA polymerase II cis-regulatory region sequence-specific DNA binding; DNA-binding transcription factor activity, RNA polymerase II-specific.
UGGAGAGUCAGAGUGGCGUCUUGGACAUGGGAAUCGAGCAGUUUCAUGGCCGACUGUUCUGGAUAGCUAGUCUGUGCCCACUGGGCCUUUAUUCAACCGCAUGAACGUCCGAAAUGUUAGGGUGCUAGUGGAAUUACGAAGUGGAUGAACCCCCAGUAAUUAGCCUGCGGAGCUGGAAAGGAGAUAGCUGCCUUAAGCCCUAGUCUCAGAAAUGACAUCUCCUCUGUACAGUGGUUCCAAUCUGAACUCAGGGCUACCACAUCGCAGGCUUGUGGACAAGAAGAUCUUACAGAAGAAAUGGUAAUUCUCCACUCGUUUCCUGAGGUGUCCGAUUGUGCCUGUGGAGAUCCAGUUCAGCUGUGACUCUCAAGAGCGUCACCCUCUGUCAGUUUUCCUCAGUCUUCAGUGUCUGGAAGCCUCUCAGCUCAUUUGCAGUCCCCCACCUUAACCGCGAGGAUCACCUUGUACCACAUCCUCCCCUCUCCUGGUAACAUCUAUAGACAAACACUGAUUUGCUGCAUCUGGAACUUAUCUGCAACAUGGAGCACAUUUUCCAUUGGGAUUUUGUUUACUGUUCCAGAUGGUGAGACCAAAAUCAAGAUUGGAGAGCCAGCUUCAGAGGAGGAAAUGACAGGAGACACUGAAACGUUGACUGAAGAACCUGGCAGCCUCAAGGAGGAUGUUCUCCCGAAAUCCAGAGGCAAAGAAUCCCGUGAAUUGGGGGACGAAUUGAAUGAAAAGCCCCGCUUAAGAAGAAGACAGUAUACCUGUGAUGAAUGUGGCCAGCACUUUGCUUGGAAAACGGGUCUCGUUAGACACCAAAGAAAUCACUGCGAUAGACCUCACGGAUGCGAUGAAUGUGGAAAGGCCUUUCGUUCGCGCUCAGCCCUGGCUUUGCAUCAGAGAAUUCAUACUGGAGAGAAACCCUAUCCGUGCAAUUGGUGUGUUAAAAGCUUUAGUCGGAGCUCAGACCUUAUCAAACAUCAAAGAGUCCACACUGGGGAAAAGCCUUACAAAUGUGAGGAGUGUGGGAAAGCCUUCAGCCAGAGCUCGGAUCUCAUCAUCCACCAGAGAAUCCACACAGGAGAAAAACCCUACCCAUGCGGUCAUUGUAGCAAAAGCUUUAGCCAGCGCUCAGACAUGGUCAAACAUCAGAGGAUCCACACUGGAGAGAAGCCUUAUAUGUGUAGCCAGUGUAAUAAACACUUCAGCCAGAGCUCUGAUCUUAUAAAACAUCAGCGAACCCACACUGGGGAGAAACCAUAUAAGUGUAAAGCUUGUAAGAAGGCCUUUAGUCAGAGCUCCGAUCUUAUCCUCCAUCAGCGAAUCCACUCCGGGGAGAAACCAUAUCCAUGUAAUCAGUGCAGCAAAAGUUUCAGUCAGAACUCAGACCUUAUUAAACACAGAAGGAUUCACACUGGAGAGAAGCCAUAUAAAUGUAGCGAAUGUGGAAAGGCUUUUAAUCAGAGCUCGGUCCUUAUUCUGCAUCAGAGAAUUCAUACCGGAGAGAAACCCUUCCUAUGUAACCAGUGUACCAAAACCUUCAGUAGGUUUUCAGAUCUCCUUAACCAUCAGCGAACUCACACUGGAGAGAAGCCGUACCCGUGUGGUCAGUGCAGUAAAACGUUCAGUAGGAGGUCGGAUCUUAUUAAACAUUACAGAGUCCACACUGGGGAGAAGCCCUAUGAAUGUAAGUGUGGGAAGGCCUUCAGUCAGAGCUCCAACCUUGUUCUCCACCAGAGAAUCCACACCGGGGAAAAACCCUAUCCCUGUGAUGACUGUGCCAAGAGUUUCAGUCGCCGUUCAGACCUCAUAAAGCAUCAAAGAACACAUACUGGCGAGAAACCAUAUACAUGCGAUCUGUGCGAUAAAAGCUUCAGUCAAAGCACAGACCUCACGAAACAUCGGAGAAUGCAUUCUGGUGAAAAGUCCUACCACUGUGAUAGCUGCGGCAAAGCCUUUAGUCAGAGUUCUGACCUCAUCCUUCACCGUAGAAUAUACACAGGAGAAAAACCCUAUGAGUGCUCGCUGUGCACCAGAUGUUUCAGUCAGAAUUCAGGCCGUAUCAAACACCGGAGAAGCCACACUGGAGAGAAACCCUACCCAUGUGCUCAAUGCGGCAGAAGCUUUAGUAGGCGCGUUGAUCUCUUUAACCAUCAGAGAAUACACGUUGGGGAAAAACCGCAAAAAUAAUACCCGUGAGAAAUUGCUGGGAAUGACCCUUCUGUACACUGAGUAUGUGUACUCUCACUGGCUGAUAAAAAGCGGACAGGCCGGUAGCCAGACCGGAAGUUAGGCGGGAAAGCCAAACUGAGAAUGAUGGGAAGAACGGGGGUGGAGUCAGGCAGACGUCCUAGCUGCCUAGGAAGUAAGACAUGCUAGAGAACAGGUAAAGCCAUGAGCGAUGUGGCAAUACCUAGAUUAAUAGUAAUGGGUUAAUUUAAGUGUAAGAGCUAGUAGCAAGCCUGAGCUUUCGGCCAAGCAUUUAUAAUUCAUAUUCAGCCUCUGAGUCAGUUAUUUAGGACCCAGGAAUUGGAACAGGAAAUGUCUGUUUACAGGAAACCUUUCGGUACUGUGACCAGUCUCACUGAAUAGCAAAGGAUGCACAUAGAAGGGAAACUAUCCUCAGUUCGGGGUAGCAGACGUUUUAACACACCUGAUCGUGGUAACUUUAAGAAAACCCAUUCUAGCCAGGUGGUGAUAGCGCAUGCCUUUAAUUUCAGCAUUCAGGAGGCAAAGGCAGGCAGAUCUACAUAGCAAACUUUAGGACAGCAAGGGCUACACAGAGAAACCCUGCCUUGGAUGGAAAAAGAAGAAGUAGGAAGGGAGGAAGGAAGAAAAGGGAGGGAGGAAGGAAGAAAAAGAUUCUUCCUGAGAAGGAGGAAUUGCAUGAACGUGACAGCUAUGGGAAAGUGGUGCACAGAUUCUGAUCCCACACGUGAAAAAGGUUUUAAUCAAUGUCCAGCCCAUGCUGCAUUUAAAAAAUAGAAAUUCUUACCCUUACUAUAAUCUAAGAAAAUCUCUUAAAAUUCACAGCAAUAUCAUUAUAAAAUAUAAGACAUUAAUGCAGAACUUACCAUAUUUAAAAGUAAAUGUGGAAAGUCUCAAUCAAAAUUAUGAGGAAAAUAUAUUUAUCUUAGAAUCUCAAACCUUUAUUGAGUCUAAAUUACCAAGUGCAUAUUAGAAGUUAUUUCAGAGAAUGCAAGGAAACCUUAAAUCCUGUAAUUAAAGCGGUAUUAAUGCUGAUGUCACAGUAUCCUCUAGAGAUGGAGAGUUGGGUCCUAUGCACAAGCUGAGUAUAAAUUCACUGUGUAACUCCAUGCCGCUUUGUCUCCGUGAUUUGUUGGUAGCGGUCUAGUUUCGGUUUCCUCGUGAGCAUGAAUUCCUAUGGUGCACGCAGCAAGGCUAGUUUAAUUUUCAGUAAUGCAGACCAAUAUUGAACAAAAUGGAGCUGUUUUAUUGUGGUCCUGUAAAUACUGUAGUUCCAUGAUAUCCAUGGGGGCUAUGCCCCGAGGCAUAGAACUUCGCCAGUCAGCUGACAGUCUUGCUAAGUCCAGAUAGACUGUGAAUAGGCAAAGUACAUGACCCUUUGCAUUAGUGAUAGAGGUUCUCAGUUCCUGACUAACAGUUCCAAACUUUGUGUGCCAGUGACUCAAAUCCUACCUAGUGUUAGUGUCUUCGCUGCUCUUCUUUCAGUCAGAACCAUCAGCUACCAGAAUUUUCCAAGAGAUGGAGCUAGCUGGUCCCAGCACUGGUUACCAGCCAUUCUCAGUGGUAACAGUUCUAAGGAAACCAGCCAGUGUAUACUACCCUGAAAUCAUAAAUAUGCAAAACCAUCCUGAAGAGAUGCUAUUGGUACUGGUGCUGCAGCAAUGCAUGGGCUGACAAGAUGGAAUGAGAGAGGGGCAGAUUAUAUAGACAAAAGAAAGAGACGCAUGUGUGUUUGUGGUGUCCUGCUGAUGAACGGCAGACUUUAUGCAACUUUAGGUUGUGAGCAGGAGAAGGGUCUGGUGUUGGACAAUUGUAUUCUGUCAAUUAUGUUUUAAAUAAACACUGAUUGGCCAGUAGCCAGGCAGGAAGUAUAAGUGGGACAACCAGACAAGAAGUAGAGGUGGGUCAAAGAGAACAGGAGAAUUCUGGGAAGGAGAAAACCCAUUCCUCCCGAGUCCUGUCCAGACACCGAAGAAGCAGGAUGUGACCUGCCCCAUUGAAAAAGGUACCGAGCCAUGUGGCUGACAUAGAUAAGAAUAAUGGGAUAAUAUAAGUAAUAAGAACUAAUAAGAAGCCUGAGCUAAUGGGCCAAUCAGUUUAUAUCGAUGUAGACUCUGUGUGAUUUUCUUUGGUACCUAAAGACUG